Molecule: messenger RNA, 604 nt
Organism: Drosophila gunungcola (fruit fly)
Lineage: Eukaryota; Metazoa; Arthropoda; Insecta; Diptera; Drosophilidae
Biological process (GO): monoatomic ion transmembrane transport
Cellular component (GO): membrane
Molecular function (GO): proton-transporting ATPase activity, rotational mechanism
Source: RefSeq, a predicted model, not a curated record
UCCCAGUACCGUCUCAUUUUCUGUCCCAUUUUUCUUAAAUUAGAGAUUAGAGAUUGGGGGAUCAGAGAUUCCGGGGAGCAGUGCCAUGGAAAUUCAAAGGGCUGACAUUGGCGCUGGAUCGGAUAGCGAUAGUAAUGCGAGUUAUUUCGAAUUGCAAAGGAACACAAUGCCGGAUGACCCGAAUAUCCUGCGCAUUGCGAUCAUGGCAGAUCCCGAGGUAACGCUCGGUUUUCUACUGGCAGGCGUUGGUUAUCAAAAGGAUAGAUUCCGCAACUAUAUGAUGGUGGAAAGCGAAACAUUGCAGGAGGACGUAGAGCAGUUUUUUCUUACUGUCUACAGGAAGCCCCACAUAGGCAUCAUCAUUUUGGAUUACGACACGAACCUUCGACUUCGAACUGUUUUACAGCGAUGCCAUCAAAUGCUCCCCAUUCUGAUCACCGUGCCCAACAAGUCCUCACUGACCACCUACCUGGAAAAGGACCGCAGCAGAAGACUUCGCCAAAGGGAUGCCUACUAGGAUAUGAAAGAAUCUGGACUUAAAGGGUAUAAACACCUCCCCCUCUACUCUCAUAAAAUGUAUAAAAAUAAAGCUUUGUGUACCAUA